AGGAGGAGGAGGAGAGAGGGAGCUGAUGUGAGCAGACAGAAACACUUUCUCUGUGUCGAGCAGCAGGAAACAUGGAAAUACCAACCCAGGAGCUGGGCUUUUAUUCUGAAAUUUUAUAAGCAAAUCUCUGCAGUUAAACUGAAGCUCUACAGAAACAAAUUUAUUUUUUCUAUUCUUUUAUUUUUGUGUUGCACAACAACUCAGAGCGAUGGCAUUUAACACGCAGACGCUGAUGCUGCUGAUCCUCUGGGUCGUCAUGGCGAUGAUGGUGGAGGGAGCGCGGGUGCUGAGCGGUCAGACGGUGUGUUCAGGUGGCCCGGGACGUCCCUGCUAUAAAAUUGCGUAUUUCCAUGACGUGUCGAGUCGUGUUGCGUUCAGGGAGGCGUGUCGAGCCUGUGAGAUGGACGGAGGGUCGCUGCUCAGCAUCGAGAGCCCGACCGAGCAGACAGACAUCGAGAACCUGCUGCAGGAGCUGCGUUCAGGAGCAGUGGGUGGAGCAGGAGGAGGUGCAGGAGGAGGAGGGAUAGCCGACGGGGACUUCUGGAUUGGUCUGACUCGGGCGGACGGAGUGGAUCAGGCUCAUCCUGAGCUCAGCAACACCUUCACUUCCUGUCCGCAGCUCUACCAGUGGACUGACGGAAGCCCCGCCUCCUUCAGGAACUGGUAUUUCGACGAGCCGUCCUGUGGGGGAGAGGCCUGCGUCGUCAUGUACCAUCAGCCCACUGCACUUCCUGGUCUGGGCGGGGCUUAUCUCUACCAAUGGAACGACGACCGCUGCAACAUGAAACACAACUUCAUCUGUAAAUACAAACCAGAGAAUCAUGGUGUGACGGGUCACACACCUGGAGGGCGGAGCACAGAGGCGACGGCUGGAGGGGGCGUGGUCAAACACACGACGACCAGCGGGGAGGUCGGCCCUGAGGUCACCACGGCUGGAGCCUCAGGCAUGUUACUGGUCUACGUGAUCAUUCCCACAAUCCCCCUGUUGCUGCUCAUCCUGGUGGCUUCUGGGACAUGUUGUUUUCAGAUGCUCAGUAGAAGUAACGCCCGCACAAAGACGGCCACCGACCAAUCAAACCUGUGGAUCUCCAGGACACCCAAACCUGACAGCAUGGAGAUCUGA
Lates calcarifer (barramundi perch) is the source of this 1123-nucleotide messenger RNA. RefSeq names its product chondrolectin (gene chodl). NCBI's taxonomy places the organism in Eukaryota, Metazoa, Chordata, Actinopteri, Centropomidae. The record is from RefSeq and is a predicted model, not a curated record. The coding region runs from base 209 to 1123 and encodes 304 amino acids. The transcript has 8 exons. Gene Ontology annotation, cellular component: cytoplasm. Gene Ontology annotation, biological process: positive regulation of axonogenesis.